Guillardia theta CCMP2712 is the source of this 357-nucleotide messenger RNA. RefSeq lists its product as hypothetical. The transcript is spliced from 3 exons. The coding region runs from base 1 to 357 and encodes 118 amino acids. The record is from RefSeq and is a predicted model, not a curated record. Lineage: Eukaryota; Cryptophyceae; Pyrenomonadales; Geminigeraceae.
AUGUGCGCGCCAGCGGCGAAGAUGGCGGACCUGAACAGAUUGAUCGAGAACGGAAGGAAGAGAUGGAAGGAUGCAGAGCAGGGAGUUGAAGAGCUGAGGGUGAGGGUGAGGGUGAGGUGGAGGUACAACACGGGAAGGAUAGACACUCUGAUCAAGAAGCUGCUCGAGGCAGAGUUCGCUAUCCAGCUGCGCUUCGUGGAUGAGCUGAGCGCCCGAGACUCCGUCAGACUGUUGACGCCCGACGGCAAGGAGAUUGCAUACCACCCGGACCUGCAGAACUUCAGGAACGCGCUCGCCCUGAGGGAGAACACGGACAACCUGGUUAUGGCAGCCAGGAAGGCGUACGGCAAGGUCUAG